Besnoitia besnoiti is the source of this 3084-nucleotide messenger RNA. Its product is annotated as zinc finger, C3HC4 type (RING finger) domain-containing protein. The record is from RefSeq and is a predicted model, not a curated record. The transcript is spliced from 5 exons. Lineage: Eukaryota; Apicomplexa; Conoidasida; Eucoccidiorida; Sarcocystidae. Bases 1 to 3084 code for a protein of 1027 amino acids.
AUGGAGGCGUCAAAAGGCACCGCCUCUACCAAAAGUGGACUGUCCGCGCCCGCGGAAGCCCGGGCGCCCGCAUCUCCCUCGAAUGCGGGGCGAGAACAGCAGGAGAGUUCCCCAGAACCCGGUGCAUUUUUUGUCAAGGACUUGCAGCCGCUGAGAAAGCGAGUCCUGGAGAAGCUUCACGUGCUGCCAGUGGGUCACAAGGCGGCUGACCGGGUCGUUCUGGCUACGCUUAAGACGUUGAUGGCCGACGGCGUCUUUUUGAGGCAGUACAUGGCAUUUGAAGUGCCGGUUGCUGAAGCAGAUGCCUCUUCUUCGAAAGAAGAGCAAGACGGAGAAGCUGUGCCUGCGCAGGAGGGCGAGCUUCCACAGGUGGAUGGGGGACGAGUUCGUUCGUCGCCAGCUUCGUGCACAUACAUCGUCGUCGACUGCUGCCCCAAGUCAGGAUAUAUCGAUGCGGAUAGUCUGAUCUUCCUCGCGGGGCAGCCGCUGCAGCCUCUGCGUCGCGUCCAGCUGCUGGCUCUCGUCCACCCCAACUCCUCGUACGCGCGGCGCGCGGGUAUCCACUCUUACCAGCAGCUCUUUGAUCAGGCGCCGUCGUUCCCUUCCGUGGAUCGACAGGAGCCGUGCAUCGAAGAUUUUGUGCAUGCCUGCUCACUGUCUCCCUCACGCAGGGCUUCAGCUGGGGAGGGGGAGCCGAGCGGUGCGUCCAGUCGCCUCCUGUCGCCUUUCACCCCGGCCUACUACGACAGCCCGCGAAGGUCGGCGGACGAAGAGUUCUUCGGCUUUACAGACAUCAUCGAUGACCUAGAGAGCAUUAGCAGCAGCACAAGCACAAGCGACGAGGAGGCCGGAGGAGGGCUGGCUUCCGCACGGGGAGAAGAGAAGGGACCCGUCGACUCUGGCAGCUGUAAAGGCGUGCCCCGUGGGUUGCCUGCGCGGCGGCGAGCCACGGUGCCGCACGCGGCGUCGCGCGGAGAUACGAUGAUGGGCUCCGGAGAAGAGCCACGCGAGGCUAGUGGAGGCCGUCUACACGCCGGAAACGCCCGCUGCGCUAGUGGGGAGCGCGGGCGACCUGCCGAAAGACGGAAUGCGCAGGCAACAGAUGCAAGGCCUGCGAGUCCAGGCAGCAGCGCCGACAGCGGGUUCAGGCCGACGGAGAGCGGCGGCAGUCAUUCUACUGCGGCGUCGAGCGCCGGCGACUGUCCAGAACCGGAUUCCGGAGGCAGCUGUUCGAGUGUGGGUGCCGGCGUCACUCCAGAGGCGGGUCCGCAGGGGCCGGGGGCCCAGUCGAUUUCUAGGCCCGCUCGUGACCGCAGGACGCUCGAGUCCGUGGCCGAACGGCGCCGUCGUCAUCGCCAACUGUUUCAGCAACACUCGCGGUUCUUCGAGAGUGAAUCCUCGCCGCUGAGCUGCCGAAGUCUCGGUCGGGUGCCGAACGCCAUUCGCGUGCGGCUUCGAGAACGGGCGGCGGGGGUUGACCCUAGCUCCGGGGAACGCAGCAGCGGCGUCUAUCGCGCGGGCAAGCGGCUGGAGAAACUGGACGGGGAGACGCUCUUCCGUGAAUUCGUUGGGCCGUACCUACGGUCCCGCAUGCAUCGCAGCAUGGACGGCCGCAACACGUGUGAAUCUGCGUCGACAGUCGUUCUGUAUCCGGGAAAGAAACUGGUCAUCGGCGACCUCACCUUCGUCGUCUGGGCGACGGACCCGCGGAAUAACCCCGGGUUCGUCGACAAAAACACAUCCGUUUACAUUUCACUGGACCCCUUCGGCGAGUUCAAGCGCGUUCACUUUGUGCCAUUCUCCGAUACGCUGCCGACGACGUACCGUUUCGAUUUCUACGAAGACUACUUGAAGCCGUUCCUUCUGGAAAACACCUGGCGGAAUUUCACCCGCGGAGACGUCUAUUCCUACAGAGGCGUCGAGUUUAAGCUCAUCGCAACAGAGCCGUCGUCCUGCACCAUCGCCCGCGUAGGGCCGGAGACCAUCGUGUAUUACCAAGGAACCGUCGAGCCGUCUAUCAUGGACCUGAUCCCGCCGGAUACUCUGCAGCGCAUUCGCCGCCUGCCCGUGCGGUUGCAGCCGUUUGCGAUUAUCUCGGCGGCUCAAACUCUGGAUCCGCAGGUGCUCAUGCGCGUGAUUCCGGCGGCGUCGAUUCGCGGGUCGCGCCAGGGCAUCAAUGAGCAGAUGACAGACGUGCUGCGGGAGAAGCUGGUGCAUCCGUUCUCGUUCGUUGACUAUCUCCGCGCGUUCCCAGAUCUGUGUGAGCACCGCACUGCCUCAGUCACUCCAAACGCGGAUGAUAGCGCGCCGACUGAACAAGCUGACCCGACGCGUGCGGCGGAUCUGUGCUCCGACUCAGGCGCGAAACUGCAGGCGAAAGCCGCGGCGUCGCGCCAGGAUGACGCUGCAGCUGCCAGCGCCAGCAGCGGGCCACCAUCUGAAGCGACAGAGGGGGGAAGAGGUGGCAGCGAAGAGAAACGCGAAGUUGCUGCCGUGGCGGGCGGCUCGGAAGUUUCGGCGGCGGCUGAUCUUCCGCAGGCGGCUGGACGAAAGACAGCCACCGAAGCCAGGCGGGGGUCUGGAGAGGGAGAGAUGCGCGAGAUCUAUGGCGGCGGCUCCGGCUCAGUGCUGAGCGACGGGUCCCGGCCCGUCACGGCGACCGCAGGGGGGGACGCCGAGCGGCCCCGGUCAUCGGAUUCGCAGCCGAGCUUGUGCGUAGAGGCCUUUGAGAGACCAAGCUGCACUGUGUGCACUUUGACUCUCGAGGAAGGCGACCUGAGUAUCGUCCUGCCCUGCGGCCAUGUGUUCCACUGGCAGUGCGCACACGCCUGGUUGCGAUGCAACAGCACCUGUCCCAACUGCCGCGCAGAUAUCAAUGUGCUGUUGCAGCCAGGCAACGGACACAGAGGCGAGUCUUUGCGUCACUCCCGGAUCCAAAGAAGCGCGAGUGAUUUUCUCCCCCGAGAUAGACAAGACGACGGCAGAAACGGGUGGCCCCGGAGGAACACAGAAGGCGACCAGGACAACAGAACACGUGGUAUCGGCAAUGCUGUCCGUGGUUGGUUCCGGAGCAUUCUUUCGUGA